UACUUUCUACCUUGUCUUGUAAAAGAGUUGGGAGAGAUCAAUUGACGAAUUGACAGUGUGUUUCAGAGCCUCAGAGAUCAGAAUUAAGCAUGAACAACACUGAAGCAAAUAGAUGUGGUAGCUGCUUCUCCACCGAUGAUUACUUUUCAUCCAUCAGCUCUUUGGUCUUCCGGGGAUAUAAGCUACUUCGUGAAGAUAAACGGCGUGCACUUGCGGUGUUUUUGGUGAUGUUGAAAACAGUAUCAUUGGUUUUGGAUGUGGCUGGGCAAAGCCCCUUUAUUAUCCAUCUUGCUGCAUUUCUCUUAUCAUUCUCUGGUUUUGUGAUGACAAUUUUAACUUGUAUGCCGGAAAGAAUCAGAGGAGAUGCUGAGAAGCAGCUUGGGGCCUUGGAGAUUGGCUUCUCAGUGGUUCUGUUGAUUGGUACAUUUCUGCCAGUUUUGGGCAUCAAGAUCAACAACAAUUAUACAGCACCUGUUUUGCUACUAGUCUUCGCUAUUAUUGCUGCUGUUUUCACUUUCAUAGAGGAUGAAAACAUUCUUGGUUAUUUAAAACACGCAAAUGAGCAUGAGCUUCAAUUAAAGGAGCCUCCGGUGACGACGGCGGUUUUGAAGCUGGCCCAUCUCUGCGGCGGUUGCACAGAGAGGAUUCAGAAGACUCUGCUAAAAACCGAAGGAGUGCGGCGUAUGACAGUGGACGAAGAGAAAGAGCUGGUGAUUGUUGAAGGAACAUCAACAAUGGACGCUAAAGUGUUGGCUGAGACUCUGAAGGAGAGACUGAACAAGCCCGUUAAGAUCGUGCCACCUAAGAAAGAAAAGUGA
This is a messenger RNA of Pistacia vera, 818 nucleotides long. RefSeq lists its product as uncharacterized. The record is from RefSeq and is a predicted model, not a curated record. NCBI's taxonomy places the organism in Eukaryota, Viridiplantae, Streptophyta, Magnoliopsida, Sapindales, Anacardiaceae. The coding region runs from base 90 to 818 and encodes 242 amino acids. The transcript is spliced from 5 exons. Gene Ontology annotation, molecular function: metal ion binding.